Messenger RNA from Sycon ciliatum, 1111 nucleotides. RefSeq names its product glycogen debranching enzyme-like. Gene Ontology annotation, molecular function: amylo-alpha-1,6-glucosidase activity; 4-alpha-glucanotransferase activity. The record is from RefSeq and is a predicted model, not a curated record. The annotation marks the transcript as partial. Lineage: Eukaryota; Metazoa; Porifera; Calcarea; Leucosolenida; Sycettidae. The transcript is spliced from 4 exons. Gene Ontology annotation, biological process: glycogen catabolic process.
AGUUCGUAGUUUUCGUGUUCUUCUCAGCUCAUCUCGUUAUUUCCAACCGAUAGUUUGCAUUUUAUUCGCUCCGCCAUUUUAUAGUCAACUCGUCUAGUCGAUAUCAUGCAAAUGAAUUAUGCCUGUUUGUUCUUCGACUCUAAAUAAAACAAACAACUCGCUAUGCUUGUGGUGUUUGCGCGUUGCGGGACUGUAUCGCUAUGCGGAGCUUACAUACCCGUGCUCGACUGCACCUGAGCCUGAAGCGGGGGAGUGAGGAAUGAGGUACAGAGACUCAGUAGCACUGGCGUGACGCCAACGUGCUCUUCGUGUGUACCUAAAUGGCCGAUCACCUCAUGAUGGCUCAACGCUACGGUUCAUACAGAGCAACAAGCUUGCGGCACGCGGCGGAGUGGUAGACUUGCUCUUCAACCAGGCGCCGUCUUCUGACCACAAAUUCAACCGUCAGGAUCUGCGUAGUCUCGACCCGCCUUCUGGGACUGUUCUGAGCAGCUCAGAAUGGCAGCGGGAGGUGAAACUGCACACCGCCGGUUCAUAUCAAUACCGGUUUACCUACCGAAAGAACGUAAUAUGCAAGUCCAAUCUCACCGAACAGACCGGCUACAUUGUUGUGGAGCCCCAGCUGCAGUUGGCCGACGGAAGCACCCUCGAUCUGGAUGGUAUCGCAUUGCAGACGGUCAUAGCCCCGUGUCUUGGCAAGCUGUCCGAGUGGCGGGAUCGCUUACGCGUGGCCAAGGAGUCUGGUUACAACAUGAUUCACUACACUCCAAUCCAGGAGCUCGGCUGCAGCGGAUCCACGUACAGCAUAGCCGAGCAGCUGCACUUGCUGAAUGAGUCCCGUGACGAGCCGCUGGGAGCUGGCGAGCGGCCGGCACGCCUGAUUACCCAGAGCAGUGUCGGUCGGCUCUCGGCGGAGAUGUCCAUCGACGUUGGCUUCAAGGAAGUGCACACGCUCAUCAAGGAGCUGCACACGGAUUGGGGUAUGUUUAGCCUGGUUGACGUUGUCUGGAACCACACGGCGUCUGAUGCCCCGUGGCUGCGCACUCAUCCUGAAGCAGGGUACAAUCUGAAGAACUCGCCUCACCUGAAACCGGCCUUUGAACUCAAUCGU